Aplysia californica (California sea hare) is the source of this 4915-nucleotide messenger RNA. RefSeq lists its product as uncharacterized. Bases 230 to 1897 code for a protein of 555 amino acids. Lineage: Eukaryota; Metazoa; Mollusca; Gastropoda; Aplysiida; Aplysiidae. The record is from RefSeq and is a predicted model, not a curated record. The transcript has 3 exons.
GUACGAUCAGAAGAGAGAGGUGUGUUACAGUCUGUAAGAAACACUAGCUGGCUCGUGAAGGGAGAGCUGCUGUUGUUUCUGCCGCUGUCAAGAGUAACUUCCGGAACAGAAACCUUAGCACUGACGGAAGAGAAAGAAGACGUUAGUGGUUGGACAUCUGUUUCAGCUUGUCAAAUUCUUCAGAUUCAUACCCCGGAUUCCGAGAACACCCGCCCAACUCCCCCUCACGAUGUCUAGACAAGUCCGCUGCUUUGUUCUCCUCUUGCAGACCUUCUCCCUGUGCUCCAGCAUGGAACUCGCCAACGAAGAUCUCGACAGCCUCUUUCCAUCUGGAGUCCCCGGUGGACUGACGUCACAGAAUCCUGACACAGAAGCCUCAGCAACUUUGUCGGAGAACCUCAUACAAGACUUUGGGGAACAGAACAUAAACGACCAGGAUGAAACACUGUCUUUGUUGGCAAAUGAAAACGAGGAAGGACGCCCAGGUCAAAACUCUGAUUGCGAGACGACUUUAGGGCAGGGAUGUAAACCUACAAGCUUACAAAGACAGGUGCCGGUGAUGAUAAGCAAUGACCUGUUUGCUACAAAUGAACGAAUCGUGACUCCUCUCCUUUUAAUGGCACAAAAAGGAUUUUUAUUUGCGGCUAAAAAUGAUUUGCCCAACUUAAAGCAGACUGACACCCUAGAAGAAGUCUUCGGAAAUACGCAAUCAGGUGUACCUAGGCCACUAUGUAUUGGUAACGAAGCAUGCAUGACCACAGGUCCCGAAACACUUCCAAGCCACGAAGGUCUACAACAAAAGAGGGACGAAAACCCCGUUCAGUAUCCAACACAGAGGGAGGAACCCAGCUUCUUAGGCAAGCAGCAAUGGCUACAAACAGACGAGACACAGAAUAGUUCUCCCCUUCGGUUUUACGCAAUGCCUAACUCUGGGAGCUUCGACCACAGGCCAGCCAAACGCUCUAUCACGCCAUGGGGUCUCGACCAGUAUUUGGAGAAACUAAUGAAGGAGAUAGAAGGCCAAAGGGCUGGUGGUUCUGGUCUAGAAGAUACAUCUCUGCCAGAAGCUGGAAAAACGCACGAAUCAGAAACGGCAGAACUAAAAGGUGACAUGCUAAAAGCAUCAGAUGAAGCUAGGUUAGAUGAUGAUCUUUCUGUACUUCAGUUUAUCCAAAAACAAAAUUCCGAAAAAGUACAUAGAAGACUGAAACGUUCAUACAACGCACAUACCUUUGACAGGAAGCCCAGCUCUCUUUUAAUGGAAAUUGAACGUCUCAGCGGUAGACCUGAACAAGACUGGCAAUUUCCGUUAGUUGAUAAAACUUUGGAGUCAGAAAGACAUUCCGGAAAUAAUGUCCAAUCAAAAAUAGAUUAUUUCCAUUUUGGUCACAACACAAACGAUAAUCUAGUAUCUGCAAGUAAGCUCUCUCCUCCUGUAGACUCAAAGGAAAGUAAUAAAUGGAGCAUUAGCAGGGGAAAACGAUCAACAAAUUUAAAGGCUUCUUGCAGUGGUGGUCUUCUUAGAAACAAACGGAUGGCAGGCGCGAAGGUCAAAGGGGUGAACAGCUUAGAUAUGAUGGUACAGCUUGCAAAAGUCAUGGCCAGAAAGAGCUGGGGAAAUAAGGCGAAAGAAGUGCACGGAGGAGUAAUAGCUCGGGACGAAACCUACAAUCAGAGAAGAGACAAGCGGCUACGUUCCGUGAGCGAUCGUUUCGCGAAACAAAUGAAGCUUAUUCGCUUUCGAUAUCUGGAGCAAGCAAAACGCAACCGCGAUGUUAAUCGUUUGUUGACAUUUUUCCUAAUGUGCAAAAAGUACGGCCAUCCAAUCGUGAUAAAUCGCGAAAACAUCCAGAGAAUUCUCAACCCUUCUCACGAUCUCUGGAAAAAAAAAAACUAAUUCGAGAAUAAUCCGGGCCUUAAGACAUUUUAACUGUGAAGGGAUGAGGAAGCAAUUCAAGUCUAAGCUAUGUUUUGUCUUUUGUUUAUCUGCUUUUUAAAUUCUUAGCUAAAUCUAACAGUCUGCCAAACAAAUGAUUUGCCAUUUGCUAAAAUUGCAAUUCCACACAAACGAAGGUUUGUCAUUUGGCUACAAUCUUAUUUCCAAACAAGCGAACAGUUCUUCUUUAGCUAAAAUUUCAUUGUCCCAAAGAUGAAUGGUUGUCUGCUAAAAUUUUAAGGUUUACUCUUUCGAUAUAGAUACCUAGUGGACACACAUGGCCAAUCAGCAGCUGGCCACUGAUAAAGUUGCGUAUAUUUCGAACGGUCAUACCGACAUCAAAAACACAGAUUAGUAUAUUUCAUAAGUGACCUUUGCACAUUGUUAUCUGAGCUUUUAAAGUUUCAAAUUAGGAAAACAGAAUUGAAAAAUCUGUGUAAAUAGCGAAGAGUUCUUUUUCAAGUACCUCAUAAAGGCGUGUCUUCAAAGGUUAUGGAAUGACUAGAAUACAAGUCUACAAUGAGUUCAACGAUUCGACAUGCUUGUCAGUAACUGAAGUAUUAUGGUCAUACAUAUGGAUAGUGUGUCAAUCAAAAGGAAGAAGGAGAUAACGCAUACAAGAUAAAAUCCAACAUACUGCCUAUUCCGUUGGUUAUUAAUUCGCCUCUACAAAUUCAAGGCUGAUCUGGCAAUUACAAGGACCUCAUAGAUGAGUUAUUGAAGGAGAGUCCGUGUCGGUAAAGUGGGGCCAACCACUUCAAAAUCCUUGACAUAGUGCGCAACCUCCACUCACUGUGAAAGUUGAGAUACGCGAAGAUUUAGGGGGUUAAACUUUAUUUUUAAAACGGAAGCUUCACUCCUGAAAACACACUUUACAGUUAUAGGCCAGUCUUCGCUGAACGUGAAUUUACAUAGUUAAAUGAUGCAUACCAAGGUGAGAUAGGUCGAUUUUAAGUUUCACAUUAAGAACAUAAAACUGCAUUGUAAGUUAUGCUUCUUUUUUAAGGUGCUCCAAAACAGCGCUCGUAAAGUGUUGUCGAAUGACCUGGACGCACGUCUUCAUUGAGCUAAUGGAGUUUCCGACUGGCUGUAGGUAGCCAAUCUUGUCUAACUUUUGUUGAUCUUGGAGGACAAUUUUAGUGUUGAUGCUUAGGAAAAAUUUGAACUGUUAUUUAUCGACACUUCCAAUUCCAACAAGUAGAUGCUCAGAAAAUGAUUUGAACUGUUAUUUAUCGAUACUUAUACGUGUCAAUGCUCAGGAAAAUAUUUUAACUGUUAUUUAUCGAUACUUCUUACUUGAACAUUUUGAUGUAUUUUAUGUGUUUGAUAAGUGGAAACUAGUUGUGAGUAAACACGUACUUUUUGUUUUUGGUAAAAGCAAAGUUGAGCACCUCUAUUUCAAAGACUGCACAACAUUUGUGGUCGUCGCGGGGGUUAUAGAGGGCUUGCAAAUACCUCUUGAACAGGAAACAGUAGGUUGUGGUCGUCACGAUGGGUGUAGAUGUUAGGAUUGGGGGCUGAAGUUAACCUUUAUCAUGACUCUGUCUUGUAAAUCGUAUGAAAUUACAAUAACUAUGGACAUCUCAAUCACUAGAAAUUUAAUGCAUUUGUAAUCGGUUUCUGCUGGGGGGGGGUUUAAAUACUUUUUUUGGGGUUAAUUUUGGAACGUCUUCGAUUGAAUGUCUUUUCUGUUGUAAGAAUUGUCUUCGUAAUUGGUUGAUUGCAAAUGCUGUACACUUCCCACCGACACAAGUGAGAUGAAAACCAUAAACAAUCAUAGAUAUAACUUAUAGUAAAAUAGGUACAGUUUAGAUACAAUAGGAGAUGGGUUGUUUCGACCCUAACCCUGCCAUUCAAUUCCAUCCCUGGCUGGGUGGGACAUAGCAAAGAUAAAAAUUUCCCCCACUCGGAAUCGAACUCAUGUCGGCUGCGAGCAACGGAGAAGAACCUACGUAGUGUACUACAUCACUGACGCCUAUGUAUCUCUACUUUUUGUCUGUUUGCAUACACAUAUUACACAAAUUAUAUUUCAGGAUCGGUAUUAACAUAAUAGGCACUCAUAGAAAUAUUUCGGUGAACGUACAUUUGCAAACCCUCACCCGCCAAUUAGAACUUACUUGCUCUGGUUUCUGCAGUCGCCACUCUAAGAAAGUGGGUGGUUAUCUGGUGCUUUUGAGUAGGUUUGCUCCUUCUUUCAUAUAGACAUUCAAUCGUCCUGAUCUCUCCUCUUUUUUUGUGUCUGUUACUCUCGGGUAACCCCUCUAAUCUUCUGGACCCACGUGACAUUAUUGAGCACCAAGUGCCGUAAAACUCUUACUAAAAAUGUAAGCUCCCCGAAAGGCCACAUAUCAGUCGUUAUGUCGUCAACGUGAAAUACGCUUUACUUUAAGCAUAUUGACAGGGUGGGGGAUCCAGAGACCUUUAAUCAUUUCACUUUUUUAAAUCAUGCAAAGUAAGUGCAUCAAUCAUUGUUCAUUGUACAUUGUACUUAAAAACUGAAUGUAAACCUGAAACUGCUACUUAAGUAUGUAAAAUGUUGUGGUUUUUCCCUGUUUUCAAUAGCAACAUUUGAAGUCUUGUGAUCCAGAUUCUAUAGAAUUGUUGUUGUUUUUUUAAACUCUCAUUAGUUCAGAACAUAGAUAAUACGAAUGGUUGUUGUUGUUGUUUUUGUUGUUGUUGUUGUUGUCUUUAUUUCCCCUCCUUUUUCCUCGUAUGUGUCUCUCUAGAUCUAGUAACUCCUCAAAUCGUCGGCAUUUAUACGAUCUUUUCGUGUUGCAAGUGCCGCAAAACUCUUUCUAAAACUAAAAACAACAAAAUGAACUAAACAAACACUUAUUAUGAUUUAUUUGGUCUUAACACGUUUUUAAAAAGUAUCUUAGCAUUUUUCAGGCUGUAUGUCCAGUCUCGAUGUUUUGUCUGUAAUUUUAUUAUCAUUAUUGUUGCAUUGUGGGAAAGGAAUAAAAGAUGACGUGACUACAA